Arthroderma uncinatum is the source of this 2253-nucleotide messenger RNA. RefSeq lists its product as uncharacterized. The transcript has 2 exons. NCBI's taxonomy places the organism in Eukaryota, Fungi, Ascomycota, Eurotiomycetes, Onygenales, Arthrodermataceae. The record is from RefSeq and is a predicted model, not a curated record. The coding region runs from base 1 to 2253 and encodes 750 amino acids. Gene Ontology annotation, molecular function: lipid binding.
AUGUGGUCCUGCUGCAAGUCUCGCAAAGAUGCUUCUGGCGAAACGGAGCCCCUUCUCCCAAUCUCAGAGGCCGAGUCCGAGUUGCAGCGGAAGGUGAAAGAGAAAUUCCGUCAAUAUGAGAUGUUCCGGGCGAUAUCUGCUGGCUACAUGCCAUCCACGGAGCAAGCGGCAGCUCUUCUGUGGCUCGUCCUCGUCUCUGACUUGCUCAAUCCGGAUAAUCCUACGCUGAGCCCAAGCAGUGGGAAGAUAGCAAAGGACUGUCGAGCUUGGAUUCGAAUAUUCAUUGGGUUGCUACGGGACAAGAAUGGGGAAGACCAGUUGCAGGAAUUGAUCAACCAAUUCAUGAAUUCGAAUGCUUCUAUAAACACCGCUCAGAUUGCGUCGUCUGCAUCGGCAUCAAAAGCACGAGCGGACACAGUGGCCGCAUAUGAAAGCAUUCGUACUGUCGGGAGCCUUCUUAUGACCAAUUCGGAUUUUCGUCGUUUGGUUGGAGACUUAAGCACUGUCGGCCGCAGUAUCUUCUCAGAUACCGCCGCGUCGCUUUCGGACGCCGUAAAUAAGGUCUCCGAAGAAGCUGAGCCUUCCGAGGCACAGAAAGAAAGCGUUAAAGCAACAAAUGGUCACGGAGGGGAAGCUCCAACUGCUGAUGAGCUCCUCCAGAAUGGCGAGCAGGUAAUGGAAGUUGCAAAGGAAGGGUUGGAAGAUACCGGGCGUGCUGCUAAAAAGAGCGCCGAAGAAAACGUAUCCACAGAAGUACAGGAUUCGCUUCUUCAUACGAUGAGAAAAACCGUCGAAGACCUGCGUCAAAGGGCCGACUAUGACAAAUCUGUAUCCACCAUAUCGAGUCUUGUCCAACGCUAUGCGAAGAUAUAUAUUCAGACCAUAGGCUCCACAGUUGAAAGUGCCCCGGAAGCUUUAGAGGUUGACCCGGAGCUGCAUAACGCCAUGAAGAAUCUAUGGGACUUUGCGAGCGCCUUCGGAAGCCAAGAGGAGUGGCAGGUUCUCCAGGGUAAAUUCCAACAGCUUAUGCAGAAUUCCGAAAAGAGCACACAAAUUAAUGAUACUCUCGAGCACCUCGGGGAAUCAGUGUACAAACUCUUCACUGACCCGGCCUUUUGGGAUACGGGUGAGGAUACGGUUCAAGAGUUGAAAACGAAGGUGAAGGAGGCUGGAGACGACUUACCGCAACAGGAGGUCAAAGACUUCAUUUAUCAACUGAAGAAAACACUUAUAUCGGUAUCUCAAGAUGCGGGAGUUGCCAAACUCAUCACUGCCUCGAAGAACAUCUGGCUGGACAUCUGCCAAGCCUAUCGGAAUGAAGGUGUUCGCCUCAUGGCAGACGCCCUCAACGUCUUCUUCCCUCUUCUAAUCCGAGCAAUUCAACAUAUCCCGAUACCAAGGCUGGAGGUUUCAACCCCAGAGAUAGAUCUCCUCCUUGAAAACGUCGUGAUCGAACCGGGCCACACGGUUCAUAGCUCGUCGUUCCUCCCAUAUCAGAUACUAGUCACCAUGAUAAAUAAUAUGGAGCUUCGCAAGACUCACUCCAAAGAAGCAGUAUCGGGGAUGAAAAACACGGUAAACGUCACCUUGAACGGCCUUAGCUUUGCGGCAAAUAAUUUCGGCUAUUGGGUCAAAGUACACCGGUCUCCAUUCCUGUCCAUAUUUGAUGAAGGCAUCGCCAGCUUCUGUCUCGACCACCGUGGAAUUGAUAUCUCUUGUGAAUUCGAGGUUGGCCGAGAGCGGUUGGAGCAAAUACUCGCCCUCCGCGCCGUUCGCGUCCACAUCCAUAAACUUGACUAUUCAAUUCAGAAGAGUCGCUGGUCAUGCAUUUUGUGGGCUCUCAAGCCGUUCUUAAAACACAUGAUCCGACGCAGCCUUGAGAAAACGAUAGCGGAGAAGAUAGUUGGUUUUGCUCGUGCAGCAAAUCGGGAGCUUCUCUUUGUGAGGGAACGUCUACGGGCUACCCGCAUAGCUGAUCCUGACGACUUCUUGACUUUUGUGCGCGCGGUCUUGACCAGGUUGAGCGGAAAGUCAGACCCAGAUAUAUAUACUAGAUUCGGCUUUGAUGCUCAAAGGGGGGGUAUCUUUGAUGGGAUAUAUGCACCGGGCAGCUUGGCCAAAUCGUGGCACGAUGAAGAGCAAAGAGCAGAUAACCUCAUCGAGAGGGGCAGCCAGAUCAGUGUUGAUAACAGGUCGACUUGGAGGAAUAAUAUAUUCGAUGUCCCUGCCACAGCCAGGGCAACAGAGCAUUGA